Messenger RNA from Knipowitschia caucasica, 390 nucleotides. NCBI's taxonomy places the organism in Eukaryota, Metazoa, Chordata, Actinopteri, Gobiiformes, Gobiidae. The record is from the annotation of a GenBank genome assembly.
AUGAAUGAGAGGGGCUACGAGCGGUCUUCUGACCAAUGCCGCGUCAAAGUGAAGAAACUCUGCCAAACGUAUAUGAAAAUCACAAGGAGACUGCAGCACCUCCAGAUGACACCACUGAUGGAGAAGACCACAGUGCUGCACCCAGCUGUGAUGAUACAAAGAAAGAAAGGCAGGCUGUCCGUGGUGUUCAGGCAAGGAGGCACUUGGGAAGAAAGUGCAAAACUGAAGCUUCAACGUCUGACCGUGGGUUGCAGGCUUGUAUUGCCCAGCAAACAAAGCAGCUGCAACAGAUGUUUGAAGCUGAGCAAAACCGUCAAACGCAGGAGAGUACAGCUCUGGAGAGUCUUCCAAAAGCACAGCAGGAGGCAGAGGAUAAAAGAUUCCAAAUGA